Molecule: messenger RNA, 4178 nt
Organism: Sebastes umbrosus (honeycomb rockfish)
Lineage: Eukaryota; Metazoa; Chordata; Actinopteri; Perciformes; Sebastidae
Product: homeobox protein Dlx3b-like
Exons: 3
Coding region: 353-1369 (338 amino acids)
Biological process (GO): regulation of transcription by RNA polymerase II; embryo development; epithelial cell differentiation
Molecular function (GO): RNA polymerase II cis-regulatory region sequence-specific DNA binding; DNA-binding transcription factor activity, RNA polymerase II-specific
Source: RefSeq, a predicted model, not a curated record
ACAGACAGACAGACAGUCAGACAGACAGGCAACAGACAGACAGACUGACAGACAGGCGACAGACAGACAGGCAGACAGAAAGACAGACAGGCAGCGCUGGCUGGCCUCAGGGCCUCUACAGGCAGCGAGCAGACGAGCCAAUGAGGAAGGAGACAUCCACCCCCCUUCUCGUCCUGCCUGGCUCGGCUCGGCUCAGCUCGGCGCGCCCUGUAAUUAGGAGCUGUAGUUGGGUUGGGCGCCGCCACGGUGGACAGCCUGGCUGCUGUUUGGUUUGAGCUCCAGACUGAGAGGAGACCUCAUCUCGUUCUCAACACUGCUGCUUCAGAGACUUUAAAUCGGACAGCAGAGAGACAUGAACGGACAGUGUCCACCUGUCUUCGAGGAGAAGAAGCCCCCCCUCCCAAUCAUGGCUGGCAGCUCCAUCUCCACCACCAAGGAGUCCCCCACCCUGCCGGAGUCCUCGUCCACAGACAUGGGCUUCUACAGCGGACAGAGCGCGCUCCACGGCGCGCACGACCUGUACCCAGCGCAGCAGCAGCAGCAGCAGUACUCCGCGCAGCACAUGAACCCGUACGCGUACCACCACCACUACAACCUGCACGGGCUGGGGACCGGCGGGGCCUACCCGGUGGUCGCCAAGGCAGAGUACCCGUACCCCCACGCAGCGUACCGGGAGCACGGCGCAUUCAGCAGGGAGGUGCACGCGACGCUGCAGGACGUGAAAGAGGAACCAGACGUGGAGGUUCGGAUGGUCAACGGGAAGCCCAAGAAGGUGCGCAAGCCCCGGACCAUCUACUCCAGCUACCAGCUGGCAGUCCUGCAGAGGAGGUUCCAGUCGGCGCAGUACCUGGCCCUGCCAGAGCGGGCCGAGCUGGCCGCACAGAUGGGCCUCACACAGACGCAGGUCAAAAUCUGGUUCCAGAAUCGUCGCUCCAAGUUUAAGAAGCUCUACAAGAACGGAGAGUUUCCACUCGGGGAAAUUCCUCUUGAACACAGUCCAGACGCCAGCGAUUCCAUGGCCUGCAACUCUCCUCCAUCCCCGGCCGUGUGGGAAAACAGUAACGGCAAAACUAACAGCAACAACAACAACAGCAGCAGCAGCAACAACAACAACAACAACAACAACAGCAACAGCAACAGCAACAGCGGCAGCAGCAUCAAGAGCAGUGCAGUGAUGGAUCCGACCAGCAGAGGGCAGGGUCCCUAUCAGCCUCCUGUGGAUUCCUCGCCGGCCUGCAUGGGAGAGUACACACACCAGAACUGGUACGAGCAGCAGGGCGCACAUUUAGGUCUGCUACAGUUGGGCCCGACGCACCUCGCGCCGUCAACGGGGGCGUCGGCCACACAUAGUCUGGGAGCCGUUUACUGACGCUGGAACAUGGACUGCACAACAGGAGCUCCGCGCUUAAACACUGAGGGGAAUUCUUUUUUUGGAGCGCCGUUGGGAACAGAAACACCCGACAGUGAUCGUCAGAUACGAGUCAUGACUGUUAAACCCGACACAUAUGUUGUCAAACAGGCUUUUCUACAGUAAACGUGGAUUGAAAACAAGUGCUGGCCUCCGGAGUUUAUGAACUGAUUGAACUCGUGGAGAUUAGAGCGAUUGAUAUGUCUUAUUCAGUGCUGAGACUGAAUUCUUAUUUUAAAUCACAGAUAACAGAUGAUAUUUUGUAUAUUUAAUAUUUUUUAAAUAUGACCGUAUUUAUGCCAAAAAAAAACUUCCCUUCCAGUCUUCCAUAAAUUCUUCUUCUGGAAAGGGCCUCUGACGCAGCAUUUCCCCUCUAAAACGGAAUACUACUGACAUUUUCCGGGCUUCGCAGCAAAUUAAAGCCCACCACACCAACACGGCAAACUUUAAGAUAUGUUGGGCUUUAACCUGACAGAAAACAGGACUGUUUGACAGGUCAGGCACCAUGUUAGAGGGGAACAACACUGAAAGGCUGAUAACCUUUUAAAACAAAAAAACAUCAAUAUCAGACAAACACUGAAAUGAGCCAUGAGAGGGUGUUUUUGUAAUUUGUAAAAGAACAUCAUACACGGAGCAACGGAAGUCCUAUAGGACAUUAAUGGGAGGAUUUACUUCUGUAGCUCCGGCACAUUCUACCCGCCAUUCACAAAGUACUGUCCAAACAAUGUUUGUGUCCAUAGAUUUUUUUUGUCAAAAAGCUUUUUUUACUUAUAAAACCCAUCUGGAGCAGAUAAAAGUAAAAAAAAAAAAUGUACAUACAACAAUGGGCAAGAAAGCAGAAUGUUGUAUGCAGACUUUUGAUAAAGUGCCUCCAGUGAUGUCAUCUGAGUAGGGAUGUCACCAUAUCAGAAACUUAUAGUCGAUACCAAUACCAGAACAAAUUCCACGAUUCUCGAUACCAAUUCGAUACCACGGUAAAAAACAAAAGUAAAACAAUAAAUCCCAUGUAUUUCAACAUCCACUCCUUUUGUACCGUUUGCAUUCUGGUGUUUGUGAGGAAGUUCAACAGGUGCCCCACGGCCCCGAAUGGGAUAAUGAAUGAAUGAAUGAUAUUUGAACACAUCAUGAUAACGUUGGAAUUUACCUUCACCCAAUACUCAUUUUCACUGAAUAAAGCCUGAACACAUCAUAAUGUAAUUCUUUUGCACCUCCCGGUAACGGUAGCAGUUAUCUCGGUACAGGACUGUGCUGCUUACUGGCUGCUGACCGCCAACGUUAGCUAGAUCUCAUCCUGCGAUCAAUCGGCAGAUUGAUACAUGGAUUUGUUGACCACAAUGUAGCAUUAUCAGGGAAAAAUAGGGUACGUCCCCUGGAUGCGUCGAUAGUGAGUUUACUGUGUCCCAAACACGUUUUCUAUCGUCCCCGGUACGACAGAACACUGUUAGUCUUGAGACCUGACGGUGCCUGCGGUAGGUACUGUAGAAAAAUGUGUACCAUCACGUUUUCAGAAUUUUGGGUUCGCAUGACAUCCCUACACUUGAAGCAGAGGUGGUUGUAGUUUGAAAAUUAGAAAAAGAAAAAGAAGUGAUCUACAAGCAUAACACACCUGAAUCUCCGACCGAACUGUCGGUGGUUGAGUUGCAUUGUGGGUAAUGUAGGCGCCAGGUUUUGACAAGAAUAAUGCAUGAAAUAAAAAAAGACAUAUCUCUGGUUCUGCUGCACCAAUUUAGAUUUUUCUUUUUGAUAAUGUAGGAGUGCAAUGCUAACAUGGUGGAGAGCUCCUUUAAGGACCUUUAAAAGUUGAUUUCACAUGUUAGCUCAGCUCAGAGGUGUUCAACCUACUGCAAAGAAUAUAUCCCUUUUUUAAAAUGUCUUCCCUCCUCCUACCUUACCCGUUGCUGAGGCCUUCUCAUACAGGAAACAGCCUCAUGGAGUAAAAGCUUAAGGGUACAUGUAAAACCCCAGAGAUGUACAAAAUGGUACAAAAUGUGAUGGAAAUGUUAUCCAGCACUGUUUAUCCGUUUUUUGUUUAGGAUAUGGGUUACGUCCUCGAAUAUUAUGUCAAACAGUCAAAAUAAUUGUCGGGUACAAGCAGCAGUUCAGAGUCAGUGAGAAUGAAUGAGUCUUUUACGUCUGUGCAGCUUAUUCUCAGUCUCACUUUCAAAAAGUUAGGGGACUUGCGAGAGGCACAAUUGAGCCAGUGGAGGCCGAGGUAUCCCGACUUUUAGCCCGAGCUCUGAAAAUGCUGAAUCAAACAACCCCCACAAUUCAACACAAUGUAGCGUCUUUCAUUACACCCUCCUUAAACACCCACAUCUUUCACACUCCAUGUUAGCUUUUUAAUACAAGGCUUUCUGUUUUGAAUUUGAAAUCUGCAACCCUAAACCGAGAUAACCGUGAUGACAUCACUAUGACAUCGCCGGGGUAAUUUGACAAAGCUCCUCUAGAGCCACAGAAAACAUUAUACAACUGUUUCCACGGGCUGAGUAGUGCUCUUCUUCAUGAUAAGUAAACGGAUUCUCAUGGGUAAAAUUGUUGAAGUGGCCCCUUUAACUCCUCCUUAACUCCUAAAAAAACUAUCAAGAGCAAAAGUGAUAGCGGGGUCGGUGCUAAAACAUCUGGAAAAUAAGUUGUAUAUAUUCUAUUAACACAUCUGCUGUACUCAGGUUUUUUAUUUAUAGUGUCAACUGUAGAACAAAAGUGGCACAACAGUUUGUUCCUUAGGAGCUUUUUUUUUUUUUCAGAAAAAAUAAAAUAUAUUUGAAUCAGC